GCACCUCGGUAGCCGCCACCGUGUGCGCUACACAACCGCCGGCGCUUCAGAGGAACACGAGGUCGACUUGAAUGAGAUGAACCACAGCCUGCAGCGCUUCGCAAGCCUACACGACUUCGAAGCGACCCGGAUCGCGUAUUGCAAGAAGGUGGUGGAGGACGGACGGUACAUUGAGGAUGCGAUCACAGGCAAUCGUGUGGACAUUUCUGAACAGAUUGUGCGGGUGCAAAUGGAGGUGCGACAGCAUCAAGAUGCGGACAGCAUAAGGCACAUGGCCUUCGACGACUUGGAAUGGAUCUCGGACACUGUCUUUCACCUCGGAGAUCGUGUAUGGGCGCAAGGCCGCGAGGGCAUCGUCGAGCACCUGCAGAAGCACGGCCGAUACGUCGUCAAGUACUCUGAUGGAACGUCGUCUCCAGCUUUGAACCUCAGCUGCAGGCAUUUCAAGAAAGCUCGAUGGAUCGAACAGCAGACAUUGGAGUUGAAGAGGCUGCACUGA
Molecule: messenger RNA, 499 nt
Organism: Symbiodinium necroappetens
Lineage: Eukaryota; Dinophyceae; Suessiales; Symbiodiniaceae
Source: the annotation of a GenBank genome assembly